Nicrophorus vespilloides is the source of this 1907-nucleotide messenger RNA. Its product is annotated as asparagine--tRNA ligase, cytoplasmic-like. The transcript has 6 exons. The coding region runs from base 177 to 1829 and encodes 550 amino acids. Lineage: Eukaryota; Metazoa; Arthropoda; Insecta; Coleoptera; Silphidae. Gene Ontology annotation, molecular function: nucleic acid binding; ATP binding; asparagine-tRNA ligase activity. The record is from RefSeq and is a predicted model, not a curated record. Gene Ontology annotation, cellular component: cytoplasm. Gene Ontology annotation, biological process: asparaginyl-tRNA aminoacylation.
UAUGCAAUUUGCCGCAUGUUCUAACCAUACAGAUUCCACAUUGUCAUAUUGCAACCAAUUGCAACGUUUCCAGUGAUUUCAUCAGAUUGCAUUUAUUGCAUAGUUAUAUUAACAUAUUGCAUCAGUUUGACAAACUGAUUUAAAGUUGGUUUUAGCAAGUGAACAAACACACGAAAAUGUCCGGUGAUCAACAGAACGGCAUUUACACUUCCGAGAAGAACGGUAACGACGAGAGCGGAGAUGGCUCAGAGGGAAAACCAUUCAAGACCAUACUGAAGGCUAUGCACAAAGCCGGUGCCGAACCCUUCCCGGUGAUUUACGUCGAUGGCAACGAAGGUGUCAAGUAUGAGCCAGCCUCCAAGUCUCAGCUGAAGAAAAUUACGAAGUUCUUUGUCAGAGAGAAAUCCAAGUCUGAGGAUAAGCAGAAGAAGGAAAAGGAGGAUGAGGAGAAGAGGAGCAAGAACCUGGAGGAUGCCAAAAAGAUCAUCAUUACAGAAGAUGAAUCUUUGCCCAAGGCAAAGAAGAUUAAAAUUAGUGAUGGAAAGGAACACAGAGGACAGAGAGUGACAAUGUAUGGAUGGGUGCAUAGGCUUCGUCGUCAAGGUAAAAACUUGAUGUUCAUCACAUUGAGGGACGGUACAGGAUUUUUGCAGUGCGUCCUCAAUGAUUUGCUUUGCCAGACUUACAACGCAGUCGUCUUGUCCACUGAAUCUUCAGUGAAACUCUUCGGUUUCAUCAAAGAAGUCCCGGAAGGCAAAAACGCACCUGGUGGUCAUGAAAUGCACGUGGACUACUGGGAGUUGGUUGGUUUGGCUCCACCGGGCGGCGCAGAUGCUAUCCUCAACGAGGAAGCUCUUCCAGACGUUCAAGCCGAGAACAGGCACAUCAUGAUUCGCGGUGAAAACACCUCGAAAGUCCUCAGGAUGAGAUCAGUUUUGUUACAAGCAUUCAGGGACCAUUACAUGGCUCGCGGUUAUUGCGAAGUUACACCACCGUCCAUAGUGCAAACCCAAGUCGAAGGCGGAUCCACUCUGUUCAAACUUGACUACUUCGGUGAGGAAGCUUACCUCACGCAAAGUUCCCAAUUGUACUUGGAAACUUGUCUUGCUUCCAUGGGAGACGUUUUCUGCAUCGCCGAGAGCUUCAGGGCCGAACAGAGCAGGACGAGGAGACAUUUAGCUGAAUAUACGCACGUUGAAGCUGAAUGUCCAUUCAUCUCGUUCGAUGAUCUCUUGGAUCGUCUCGAGGAUCUGAUCUGCGAUGUCGUUGAUCGCGUCUUAAAAUCGCCAUGGGGUCAUCUCGUAUACGAAUUGAACCCUGACUUCAAGGUGCCGGAAAGGCCCUUCAUGCGCAUGGACUACACGGAUGCUAUCAAGUAUCUGAAAGAGCACAACAUCACCAAGGAGGACGGUACCUUCUACGAGUUCGGCGAGGACAUCCCGGAGAUGCCCGAGCGCAAGAUGACCGAUCAGAUCAAUAAGCCUAUUAUGCUGUGUCGCUUCCCAGCGGCCAUCAAGUCCUUCUACAUGCCCAGAUGCAAAGAGGACAACAGGUUGACGGAAAGUGUUGAUAUUCUGUUGCCUAAUGUGGGUGAAAUCGUUGGUGGAUCAAUGAGGAUCUGGGAUUUGGAAGAGCUGAUGAAAGGUUUCGAGAGGGAAGGAAUCGACCCUAAACCUUAUUUCUGGUACAACGACCAACGUAAAUACGGUUCAUGCCCGCACGGAGGAUACGGACUUGGAUUGGAACGUUUCGUCUGCUGGCUGCUUAACCGUUACCACAUUCGUGAAGUCUGCUUGUAUCCACGUUACUUGAACCACUGCAAACCUUAAUUUAAUUAGUGGACUACACACAUGCAUUUAUUAUACCCUGCUUGCUUAUUAAAGUAAUAAAAAGUUAUUAAAUAAUAA